Penicillium samsonianum is the source of this 945-nucleotide messenger RNA. RefSeq lists its product as uncharacterized. The coding region runs from base 1 to 945 and encodes 314 amino acids. The record is from RefSeq and is a predicted model, not a curated record. The transcript is spliced from 5 exons. NCBI's taxonomy places the organism in Eukaryota, Fungi, Ascomycota, Eurotiomycetes, Eurotiales, Aspergillaceae.
AUGUGUCGUUUCUCGGAGAAUCUACUUCACAACCUCAAAUCUGUCACCGGCGUCGCUCCGAAAGUAAGAGUCGGAGGAACCUCGCAUCCGACCUAUUUUGAGUCGUAUCACACCCUGGGACAAGUCAAAUACCUGCAUGGGUUGAACACAAAUCAAAACUCAUCGACUGAACAGCUCGAAGUCUCAGCUACGGAAGCUGGUACUCCCAUUGGUCGCCAGCUGCAUCUGUUUGAGCUGGGUAACGAGUUCAAUUUCGCUCCCGGAAAAUAUCGCUCUGCAAACUAUUCACUUCUUGAUUAUGUCGAAGAGUGGAACUCCAAGUCUGCUAUUUUCAAGUCUUCUGUACAGUCUUUCCCGGGGCUUAUGGCGCCUAGCUUCGUCUUGCUGGAUUUCAUUGACGAAACUCCCUGGACUACCGAGGAGGUCUACAAUCUUGGAUACGAUAAAUAUAAUCUAACCAAAGAGCUAUGCUUCCACUACUAUAUGGGUGUCAAUGCACCUUCUCUGCCCCCUGCGCAGUUCAAUCUCCAGCACCAGGGCGUGAAUGGAGAGACUAAUGUGUUUGGUGACGCUCUGCGGCUGGUCGACUUCUCCCUCUGGGCAGCAGUACACGGUAUCAAGCGUCUGCACUUCCAUCAAGAACUAAGCCACCGUUAUGCCUUGUGGCAGCCAAUCGAGAGCAAUGGACUUCCUCCAGCCACCAGACCCCCACACUACGGUCAGAUCGUGGUCACUAGUGCUAUCGGACAAUCUGAGAACACCCUAAUUGUCAACAUUCCUCUGUCGGAGGAUACGGAGUCCGCAUAUCCCAUCUACAACGGAGAUCGACUGUCGAAGCUAGUUGUGACAAAUAUGCGGGCUUUCAACCAGACUAAGUCAGAUCGCGCAGGGAAUACAAAUUCCACGUGCCUGGACAAGAUAAAAUUGCCAGGGUUGAGCACCUGA